Phyllostomus hastatus (greater spear-nosed bat) is the source of this 2494-nucleotide messenger RNA. Its product is annotated as mas-related G-protein coupled receptor member F. Gene Ontology annotation, molecular function: G protein-coupled receptor activity. Gene Ontology annotation, cellular component: membrane. NCBI's taxonomy places the organism in Eukaryota, Metazoa, Chordata, Mammalia, Chiroptera, Phyllostomidae. The transcript is spliced from 3 exons. The record is from RefSeq and is a predicted model, not a curated record. The coding region runs from base 608 to 1639 and encodes 343 amino acids. Gene Ontology annotation, biological process: G protein-coupled receptor signaling pathway.
CUGCCCCCGGCUUCUCCGUGCGAGCCCCUGAGUGCAUUGGAACAGCCGACGGGGACCCGCCCCUCCCCGGCGGAAAGGCCCAGCGGGAGCCCCGGGAAGGCACCCGGCAAGGGGACAGCGGGCGCUCCCUCUCUCCAGGAUGCACGGCUGGACUCUGUCCACAGUGCUCGGGCCAACCUGACGUCAGCAGGCGGAGGGAUGAGCUCCCAGCGGGGCUCCGGGGUGGGGGGGUGGUGCUCGGGAGCAGGGCAUUCCUUCCCGAGGCCUCCUCAACCCGGUCCGGCCCCUCCCGCUCCUCCCCCGCCCCUCCCCCUCCCGCCGGGCCUGGAAUUGGGUUUGGGGCGGGUUCUGCUUGCAAAGCCAUCUUCCCCAGCAGCAGGGAGGGCUCUCCGCUGUGCCGCGCCGGGCUGUUGUUUGCCGAGGCUCCGGCGGUGCCCCGCGCCGGCGGCCUGCUGCACCGUGGGUCGCUGCGGAGGUGGGCGUCCCCGAAGGAGCCCUCCACGCAGGGGAGGCCCUGGAGGAUCGGGACACCUGCAGCCAGGUGGGCUGUGCCGGCCGCUGAGCCGUGAGCAGGGCCGCAAGGAACCCGGACUCCGCUGGCCUGGAGAUGGCGGGAAACUGCUCCUGGGAGGGCGCCCCCGGCGACCGGAACAAGAUGUGUUCCGGCGGGAGCGAGGCCCCAGAGCUGUACAGCCGUGGCUUCCUGACCAUGGAGCAGAUCGCCGCGCCGCCGCCGCCGGCCGUCGUGAACUACAUCUUCCUGCUCCUCUGCCUGUGCGGGCUCGUGGGCAACGGGCUGGUGCUCUGGUUCUUCGGCUUCUCCAUCAAGCGGAGCCCCUUCUCCAUCUACUUCCUGCACCUGGCCGGCGCCGACGCGGGCUACCUCUGUAGCAAGGCCGUGCUCUCCAUCCUCAACACGGGGGGCUUCCUGAGCACCUUUGCCGAAUACGUCCGCGCCGUGUCCCGGCUCCUGGGGCUCUGCACGUUUGUCGCCGGCGUGAGCCUCCUGCCGGCCAUCAGCGCGGAGCGCUGCCUGUCCGUCGUCUUUCCCGCCUGGUACUGGCGCCAGCGGCCCAAGCGCCUGUCGGCCGUGGUGUGCGCCCUGCUCUGGACCCUGUCGCUCCUGGUCACCAGCAUCCACAACUACUGCUGCGUGUUCCUGGGCCGCCAGGCCGCGGGGGGCGCCUGCCGGCACAUGGACGUCUUCCUGGGCGUGCUGCUCUUCCUGGUCUUCUGCCCGCUCAUGGUGCUGCCCUGCCUGGCGCUCAUCCUGCACGUGGAGUGCCGCGCGCGGCGGCGCCAGCGCUCCGCCAAGCUCAACCACGUCAUCCUGGCCGUGGUCUCGGUUUUCCUCGUGUCCUCCAUCUACCUGGGGAUCGACUGGUUCCUCUUCUGGGUCUUCCAGAUCCCCGCCCCCUUCCCCGAGUACGUCACCGACCUGUGCAUCUGCAUCCACUGCAGCGCCAAGCCCGUGGUCUACUUCCUGGCGGGGAGGGACAAGUCGCAGCGGCUCUGGGAGCCCCUCAGGGUGGUCUUCCAGCGGGCCCUGCGGGACGGCGCCGAGCUGGGGGAGGUCGGGGGCGGCACGCCCAACACGGUCGGCAUGGAGAUGCAGGGCCCCCCUGGGAACGCCUCCUGAGGGGCGGACCCCCGGAGGGGAGGCAGGGGCCUGAGCAGCCGGGACCUCCAGAGACCCUUCACCCGGGACAGGAACUGGGCAGCGGCCCUGGUGCUGAAUACAAGGGGGAGAGUCUGCCUCCUGCCCCUCAGGCCUCCCUCUCCGUGGGCGGGAGGCUCUGUGAGUGAGCAAGAGACCCAGCAGCCACCAGCCAACACCUUCUGUGGCCUCACCAGGCCCCGCCCCGGCCAUCCUCCUGCAUCAGCGACCCCGGAAGGUGUCCUCAGGUGGUGGGCCUCCUUACCGCAGGCUGGUCCGGAAAGGAGAUGGGAGGGGCCCCCAAGCCCUGUCCACCUCCUGCCCCUUUACAGGAGCCCGCCUGGGAAAUGACACAGCCCCGCCCUCACCGUCAUCGGGCCACCAGCCUCCUCCCGCCAUCGGGACACCUGUUCCGGCCUCAGCACCCUCUCUGGGCGCCGCUGGUGCUGGUGGCAGACCCGGACUGGAAGGGGCUGUCUGGGACAGCGCGCUGGGUCACCCGCCCCCCGCCCCCUUGGUGGACCCUGUGGUGACAGCGAGCAGGCAGAGGCGGGAAGGACCUUCAGCCAGCCUGGGCAGGUCACUUUCUCUUCUGGUUCCGUGCCGGCCAGCCCGGCAGCCUUCCGGAGCAGGCGGCGCGUCCCGGCUGCUAUCCGCCUGGUCCUUGGGCGCCUGCAGACCUUCUACACGGUCUCCGGGCCCCAGGCCCGCCCCCAAGUGGGCACUGGCCCUACCGGGCCACCCCAGCCCACCAUCAAGCACAGUGGCCCAGCGUAGCCAAAGGAAGUUUUACAAAAGACGAUAAGUGUGCAUCAAUAAAUUUUGUAUCUUACCGCC